Messenger RNA from Vigna radiata var. radiata (mung bean), 1254 nucleotides. RefSeq names its product ribosome biogenesis regulatory protein homolog. Bases 126 to 1127 code for a protein of 333 amino acids. Lineage: Eukaryota; Viridiplantae; Streptophyta; Magnoliopsida; Fabales; Fabaceae. The record is from RefSeq and is a predicted model, not a curated record. Gene Ontology annotation, molecular function: protein binding. Gene Ontology annotation, biological process: ribosome biogenesis; endonucleolytic cleavage in ITS1 to separate SSU-rRNA from 5.8S rRNA and LSU-rRNA from tricistronic rRNA transcript (SSU-rRNA, 5.8S rRNA, LSU-rRNA); ribosomal large subunit export from nucleus. The transcript has 8 exons. Gene Ontology annotation, cellular component: nucleolus; nucleus; preribosome, large subunit precursor.
AUUUGAUUGUUUCUGUAUUUUCUUGAUUCUGGCCCCUGCAACACAAUAUAUCACAAACCCUUAAACCCUUACCCACCUGCGCCGCAUAGGUUUGAUAUUGUUUUCAUUGGUUGAAGUCGAAGGUGAUGGAGAUGGAGAUUGAGGGUGAGAAACAGCACAAGUUCGAUGUGGACCUUGGUCAUCUCACGGCUUUUGACUCCAAUCAAACCUUCCCCUCUCAACCACCUCUUUCCAGGGAGGACCUCGUCAAACAGUGUUUACUGAAAGGCACUCACUUGGUUCAAACUAUCGCAGAUGCCCUCUUCACCUUACCAUCAACCGAAGAUGUAGAUGGCCCCCUAGUCAACUUGCCGCCGCCACUAACUAAAUUGCCAAGAGAAAAACACCUGCCAAAACCUAAGCCUCCUACUAAAUGGGAAGUUUUUGCCAAAAAGAAAGGCAUACAGAAUCGGAAGAAAGACAAGAUUGUGUACGAUGAACAAUCAGGAACCUGGAAACGCAGAUAUGGAUAUGAUCGUGCAAAUGAUGAAGAUGCUGUACCUAUCAUUGAGGCAAAAGAAACUGAUGAUCCAGAAGAGGAUCCUUUUGCCAAAAGAAAAGAAAAUAAGAAGAAAAGAAUUGAAAAACAAGAUAAAAAUCGACUACAGAACUUGAAAGAAGCUGCUAAGUUUGGUGCCUUACCAAGCCAUGUUCAGUUGGCAGCCACAGCUUUGCCUAUAACCGGAACUCAGGCAGCACCAAAGAAAGUUACAAAGGAUGAACUAGGUAAUGUAGCAGGAAUUGCAGCAACUGCAACAGCCAGUGGUGGGAAAUUUGACAAGAAAUUGCCUGGUGAAAAGCCUGCAAAACAUAAAGGAAAAUAUCGUAAGUUCCUGCCAGUGGUGGAAGGAACUGGGAUAGGAUCACAAGAGAGGGAGCAAACUGAAAAAAUAUUGAACAAGAUCAUCUCCAGGAAUUCUCAUAACAUAUUGAAUGUUGAAAAGGCCGUCACAAUGCACACCGUGAAGAAAGAAAAGAAGCGAAGGAUGGAGAAAGCGAAGGCUUCACCAGCUGACAAGAAAUUGAAAACCGAGAAAAAGUCUUUUAAAAAGGGAAAUUUCAAGAAAGGCAAGGCGAAAGGGAAAUAGUUUAGAUUUUAUUAAAACAAGUUUUGUAGAGUUAUUGGAAACUCUUGUUCACUGGUUUCAAGUUUUGUAGACUAAUGUCAUCAAUUGAUAUUCUCUUUAUUUACCAUCUAUAUAAAAUUAAAUUACA